This is a messenger RNA of Phycomyces blakesleeanus NRRL 1555(-), 1905 nucleotides long. RefSeq lists its product as hypothetical. Bases 1 to 1905 code for a protein of 634 amino acids. NCBI's taxonomy places the organism in Eukaryota, Fungi, Mucoromycota, Mucoromycetes, Mucorales, Phycomycetaceae. The record is from RefSeq and is a predicted model, not a curated record. Gene Ontology annotation, molecular function: zinc ion binding. The transcript is spliced from 7 exons.
AUGAAUGAUAUCACUUUUAACCCUCGCACCUUGACCAUCUACUGUUUUAUGCUACAUAUGAGAAUGAGACAGAAGAAUUUGUCUUUGAAGCUGAAGAAGACUUGCCAUGCCAACUGGGUCAUUCAAAACAGCAACAAGUUGAAGAGAAAGGUUCCUGUUGGUGCUUUGAUCGAUCCCAAUCUGAUCAAAGUAACUCAGUAUCUUAAAUGCAAUCAUUCUGGCACAAAGGCAGAGAGUUUGAAGAAGCAAGCAGUUGAAAAUGACGAGCUCCAUGUUGUUAAGCGUAGAAAUACUAUGGGUAGCAGCAUCAAGGUGGGAUGCUUGGCUACUUUAGUUGUUAAGUUUUUUAACAGUGGUAAAGUAACAGUAGUUUACAACUGGAGGCAUAAUAACCACAAUCCUCUUGAGCUUUCUGAUAUCUCUCACUCUCGGCUCUCUGAAGAAGCCCGUAUCUGGAUCAAUGAACACGUUGAGAAAAACCUUGACUGGAAAGCCAUUAAGGGACUUCUAAGACUAGAAGAUAUAAAACUAGAAGAGAUGGAGAACUCUAUGUCAAUGACAUCUAUUCCUUCUGCAAUGAUGAUACAGUAUAAAGAUGUUCAUAAUGCUAUUGUAGCUAGAAUCAACAACAGUGCUAGAAAACACUACAAAGAUGAGAUAAGUACUGAAAGAUGGAUUGCUUUCCUUCAAGAAAAGGGCUACCAAACUAUGUUUGACACAUAUAAUUCUGUUGGGCCUCUUCUUUUUUUAGAAAAUGCAGAGGAGUGGUAUCUUGACUCAACCCACAAAACCUGCAAGUCUUUCCUUGACAACAAGGACUGUUAUUUGAUGUCUGUGAUUAUAUACAACCCUGUAACUAACAAGGGAGUUCCAGUUGCUUUCUUUGUUAUCAGCAUCAAAUGUAGUUAUACCAUUGCAAGAUGGUUGAAUUGGUUGAAAGAUACCAAUAGCUUGAAGGUCAAAUGGAUCAUGAUUGACUGUAGCCCAAUAGAGCAGAAGGCUAUCCGGGAUACAUUUGGACUUUCAGUUCAAAUUCUUUUGUGCCAUUGGCAUAUCAAACGUGCUUGGGAAAGUCAUGUCAAGAAGGUGACAAUCCCCAACGCCCACCUUGAGACCAAGAAUGUCUGGGCCAACAUUCGUGCUGCAUUGAACUUGAUAAUGCAUAGCAAUAAUAAAGCCGACUACAAUGCUCAUUGGCAAAAGUUCAGAUUAGACUAUGGCAUACAGUUUCCUGGCUUAAUGUCUUAUAUGGAGGUUACAUGGGAACCAAAGAAAAAAAGAUGGGUUAAGGCAUGGAGACAGGAUGCUGUAUGCCAUACAAACAAUUUGAUAGAGUCUUAUCAUAACCAACUAAAGUCCUUUUAUUUAGGCCAGUCUUGCGGCUGUAGAAUUGACAAGAUUGUAUAUGUACUUUCUCAGUUAGUUGAGAGAGAUUACCGUCAGGAUACUCUUGAGACCUAUUUUGGUAUUAAGAGCAUCAGACUUAGUGUGGCUGACACAGAACGAAAGAGAAAGGUCAAUGUUAUUGCUAUCGAAAGAGCAAAUGGUCUGGUUGAAGAAGUCGAACCGCAAGAAUUGCAAGCAAACAAGAUGUAUUCUUGCAAAUCUUUUGGAGAGGGUUGUGAACUAGUAUACUUUAUCAAGUUCACAACCCACUUACAUGACUGCUCUUGCCCAGACUCUGCUAGAUUAUGCAAACAUAUCUUCUUGGUCUCUCAAGUUUUUGACCUGCCGGUGACAGUAAGACGAAAUGUCAUACUGGAUUCAGCUACGUUGUUUAGCCUUAAUGAAAACAAUGGCAAUAUUAUUUCAGAAGAUAAUAUUGUCUUAUUGGAAAACCAAAUGAGCGAAGAUGAGCAGAAAGCAAAUAUUCUGCUUAUGAAUGAAAGUUUGGAGAGAAUUUGA